GUUCUGGAGUUAGACAAACAGACCUUUAUAAGGCAGCACCCAACACACACAACAACUUCACCUGCAACAGGCAAAAGAAGAACAUCUUCCAGCUUGUGAAGUUAACUUUGCAACCUGCUUCUGCAUUGAAUGAACCAGUAAAACCAUCUAUGGAUCAAAACCUGCGUUAGAGCACCUCUUAUUGAACAGAGCGAUGCAGACCAUACAGAUGCCCCUCAAGUCACCAGCUACUCGCCACAACAGCUCAACAAUGUGGGCCAUCAUAGAGCACUGGGAGGGGAGAGACAGCUGUCGGGUGGACAACACUCAGCAGUAUCUGUUCAUCAUGCUCUUCAAAGUUGGCCUGGAAACACUGGUCCUGACACUCUUUAGGCGUAACUUGUAUACUUUCUUCAUGAAUGUCUUCAGCUAUUCACUUGUCCUGGUUGAUGUUGCAUUAUUUUUGGCUAUAACAAUGGUAUGGUUCCUCGGGCCUGGUCAGUCCCCUGUGUCGGUGUGUUUUGUGCUUGCACAUGGCUCGGAUAUGUAUGCUGCGGUGCCUCUGCCUGUGCUGAUACUGGGACUUCUAAACUACUUAUUUGAGCUAGGUAACCGUACCUGCCAUGGUUCACUUCACAGUGGCCUGCAGAAUGUUUUUUUGACCCUAGUAGUGUGGGCCAUGGCUUGCCUUUGGUCUUUCCACUCAACAAACAUAGAUAUGAUAGAGAUUGAGUAUAAGGCAGGAAAGUAUGCACGAGUAUGUAAAAUGCAGGACUCAACGUUAAUGUCCUUUUUCUUUGUAGGCAUUUCCAUGGCCAUCUGUUUUGUGUUGCUGCCCUUCUACUCAAAGCUGCCCAUGUGGCUCAGGGAAGCUAAUAGAGCUAAUAGCUCUGCAACUCUGAAGAGUGACUUAUACUUCAGCAAGACCUUGUUUAAUGGGCAGAAAAGUGAUGAGAAACAUACACUGGUGGUGGAGACUGGCCAGGAAGUUCCUCCCCUUUAUGUCAGCCUUAUGUUGUGUUUUACUGUUACAUGGAUUCCUUUCAUAGUCAUAUCAUGUCUCUGUACAGUCAUGGAGUUGGUAGUACCUUCCUACAUCACUGUCAAUAUGCUUUGGGUGGAGUGUGCCAACAGUCUGCUGAUGGGGAUUGUAUUUUGGUUGAAGAGUGACAAUUUAGGCCCUUACAUGGAUCUUUCUGAUGAUUUUAAUCAGUGGAAAAUUUACUGGAACUUGAGUAGAGGGCCAAAACCUGCUGCAUACCAAGAUGAACUCUCCAAUGCUGUUUUCAGUCUCUCAGGUGACCCACUACUACACGUGUGAAAGAAAAAUAUACAAAAAGGGGGGACUUUGUGAAAAUAAACAGGGAUGGUUAAAUGCAUAAAUGUAAAUGUACACAUGAAUGGAGCAUCGUAGUCUACGCUUCUUUAAAAAUAUGUUUGUCUAAACAUAUUUUAACUUCCUAACUGUAAGUGUAAAUGUAAAGUGAAAAUAACAAAACCAGUCAGUAUGAUGACUUGAGCGAAUAUCAUUCACGUCUUACUAAAACAGCGGCCACGCCAAAGGGAAUAAGGAAAUGGUUUCCUCUACUAAAAAAUACAAUGCGGGGCACGUGAAAAAAGGACCGAAAGACUCGUAGAAAGACCGAGUCGGGAAAUGAACGAAUCGUUCGUUUCCUCUAGCUACAGUGCCUAUGCAGGACACGUGAAAAAUGAUCCAAAGACUCGUAGAAAGACCGAGUCGGGAAAUGAACGAAUCGUUCGUUUCCUCUAGCUACCAGUACAGAGCCUAUGCAGGUCACGUGAAAAAUGAUCCAAAGACUCGUACAAAGACCGAGUCGGGAAAUGAACAAAUCACUCGUUGAGAGGACUCGUUACUCCCGAGUCAUUAUUAGGAUUCGUUCAAAAUGAACGAAUCGUUCACGAACGACACAUCACUACUUCACUAACCAAUCAGCAUUCAUUAGCAGAAUGCUAGCGUGUUAUGGGCAACAACGACUCACCCUGUAAGAAAUCAACUUUCGACCUAUAAUACAUGUUGAACAUGCAAAAACUACAAUCAAAUCGGAGAUUUCUCAAUGACAAUCAGGCAAAAGAGACAAAUGUAGCCGUUUAGCUCCAUAGACUCUCAAUCAACAUGCACUAGCUCGCGAUCAACCCCAGUGGAACUCUGGUUGAAUUGCAGCCAAAUUCGGUAUAAUGGGGCUUGAUAGGGAGUCGCAUGGCUCUGUUAUCCUCAGACGCUUUUUCGAGAAGCCAGCUUUGGAGAAACUACUGCUACACUGUACAUAGGCCAUGUGUUGUUUUCAAUUAAGCAUGUUUUAGAUAAGGAGAUUCAUGUCUCUUGUAUGUAAUGUAUUCGUGUAUGGGCCAUUGCGCCAGAAAUAAACAUUAAAUAAAA
Molecule: messenger RNA, 2377 nt
Organism: Hypomesus transpacificus
Lineage: Eukaryota; Metazoa; Chordata; Actinopteri; Osmeriformes; Osmeridae
Product: probable G-protein coupled receptor 160
Exons: 2
Coding region: 194-1300 (368 amino acids)
Cellular component (GO): signaling receptor complex; plasma membrane
Source: RefSeq, a predicted model, not a curated record